Yarrowia lipolytica CLIB122 is the source of this 522-nucleotide messenger RNA. RefSeq lists its product as uncharacterized. NCBI's taxonomy places the organism in Eukaryota, Fungi, Ascomycota, Dipodascomycetes, Dipodascales. Gene Ontology annotation, cellular component: cytoplasm. Gene Ontology annotation, biological process: protein folding. The record is from RefSeq and is a predicted model, not a curated record.
AUGAGCCACCAAGAAGAACACUACGCGUGGCGACAGACGCUCCAGGACAUCACAAUCACCUUCCCCGUGCCUCCAGGCACUCGUGGCAAGCAGAUGGAUAUCAAAUUCACCCCCACGACCAUCUCGGCAGGUGUCGUGGGCCAGCCUCCCGUUCUUCAAGGCGAUCUGUUUGGCAAAAUCGCCCCUGAAGAGUCAACGUGGACUGUGGAGGACCAGAGAGAAGUCACCAUCAGCAUUGAGAAGGUCCACAACCAGGAAUGGUGGCCACACGUGGUUACCACGGCCCCCAAGAUUGACGUUUCCCAGAUCGAGCCAGAGAAGUCCAACCUCAGUGAUCUGGACGGAGAAACACGAGCCAUGGUGGAAAAGAUGAUGUACGACCAGCGGCAGAAGGAAAUGGGCCAGCCCACGUCGGACGAGCAGCGCAAGCAGCAGCUCCUGGAGAAUUUCAAAAAACAGCACCCGGAAAUGGACUUCUCAAAGGCAAAGAUCAACGAGGGCUUUGGAAACAUGCCUCAAUAA